AUGGCGGGUCCGCAGGUUGCGAGCUCCGUGUCAUCGAUUCAGUCGCUUCCCCUUCUUCUGUCACGUCCUGCUGCGAGCAACGAGACCAAGUUUACGUCCGACCAGCACUCGACAAGGGGUUGCAAUCCCCACUCAGGACCCGUCUGCUCCAGCAAUGGCAGGAGGUUCGCUGACGAAUGCGAAGCCAUGGCAGCAACGAAGGGCCGACUGACUGUUGGUCCCUGCACUACUAAGCGGAACUUCGGCGCAGGCAGAAACACCAUCAGCAGAACCAUCCGCACCAUCAUCACCCACGUGUACCGCUCUUCAACUAACGCCACCACAGACACCAAGAUCGCUCCCAGCAGCAGCAGCAGCAGUAGCGGAGGCAUCAUAGAUAGCAGGAGUAGCAGUAGUAUGAGCGACGGCAGCGACGGAAGCGUGGAUGCAGAUACCGUAAUUAGUUCCAGCGGGGCUUCUGUAAAGGAGCCAUCGCCUAAUGCAGCAGCAGCCAGCGUGCGCAAGUCGCUAGCUUCGCCGGUCAAGUGCUCGUCGACCUGCCUCCGGCCUAACCCUGUGUGCGCCGUGAACGGCGUUACGUACUGGUGCGGGGCUCAGGAGGCGCAUUGCGCGGGGGCGGAAGUAGCCUAUGAGGGCACAUGCGCUCCAGAGAGUGGAACGCCGGGGCUAAGUCCGCGGACGUGGGAGGGGCUGGUGCUGGCUCAUCAAUUGUGGAUUCUUGUUGCCGCGGCUACAGUUCUAGCAGGACUUUUGUAG
Molecule: messenger RNA, 756 nt
Organism: Closterium sp. Naga37s-1
Lineage: Eukaryota; Viridiplantae; Streptophyta; Zygnematophyceae; Desmidiales; Closteriaceae
Source: the annotation of a GenBank genome assembly